GGAUGUGACUCGCGCCUCAUCUGCCCAGAAGCGACGCUGUUUGCGUGUUCCGUUCUACCUUCGACAUGGAACCUGUUGGAAAUUAGCGUGAGCCUUCCCCUUCUUCUCAUCAGUAGAGGAUGAUUCACCGGCAGGUUCUGUUAUCCCAGAACCUGUACCAGAACCGGCUCUUGAGCCUGGCUGCCAUGGCCUCCCCAACCUGCAGUGACCAGUCCCGCCAGCGCUGCAAGGGCGCAGCACGUCACAGCUGUGGUCCAGACACAUACGCAGUCAACGGUUUGAACCAGGAACCCUUCAUGCUGGGGUUGCAGCGCUCCACCAGUGACACUGAUCUGGUCUCACCCGAGGCCCGCUCUACGCUCACUGUCAGCUCUGCCCACUACACAAUAGGCCAGUCUGAAGAUUUGGUGGUCACAUGGGACAUCAAGGAGGAAGUGGAUGCUGGAGACUGGAUUGGAAUGUAUCUUGUUGAUGAGACUCUUUCUGAGAACUUUCUCAACUACAAGAACCGAGGCAUCAGUGGAUCUCACAAGGGACAAAUAGUUUGGAAAAUCUAUUCCAGCUCCCACUUCAGAAGCUCUGAGACCCAAGUCUGCUUCAGAUACUACCACGGUGUCACCGGAGCUCUGAGGGCCACUACACCCAGUGUGACCAUCAAGAAGAACUUCCCACCCGUAUCGAAGCCAGUGGUUAGUCCUGAAGUGAACCACGGACUGGGAAACAGGAGACUCAUUAACUUUUCCCUGUCAGACAUCCAGGCCGUUGGGCUGAAGAAAGGGAUGUUCUUCAAUCCGGACCCAUACCUGAAACUCUCCAUCCAGCCUGGAAAACACAGCAUCUUCCCCUCACUGCCGCACCACGGCCAGGAGAAACGCUCCAAAGUAGUGUGCAACACAGUCAACCCCCAGUGGAGCUCAGAGAGGUUUAACUUCGUGUCUCUGCCCACGGAUGUCCUGGAGGUUGAAGUAAAGGACAAGUUUGCCAAGAGUCGGCCAAUCAUCAAGCGCUUCCUGGGGAAGCUGUCUGUUCCUGUCCAGAGGCUACUGGAAAAACAUGCCAUUGGAGAUCGCAUGGUGAGUUACUCCCUGGGUCGCAGGUUGCCAACAGAUCAUGUCUGCGGCCAGCUGCUGUUCCGCUUUGAGCUGACCUCCUCCGUUAACCCAGAUGAUGAGGAGUUUUCUCUUGUCAUGGAGCCAGCUUGCAAUGUGGUAGGAACUCCUGCAGAAGGGAACCUUGCAACUGGUGCAGCUGAUGACGAUACACUAAGUGUGGGCCCCGAUAUGCCUGAUCUCCCCCUGGAUGCUCCUUCUGAGACUGACACCUCGAUACCAGCCCAGACAAAUGAGGAAGUGCCUCCUGCUGAGCAGCAAGAAGACAGCAGAGCUGCACUGGCAGAACAAGGAAGAGUGGGGGAGGAGAGUACAGUGUGGGAUGAAGCCUCGACCUCACUUCCUGAUCUGGAGCAGGAGGAAGGGGGCUCGCCUGAGCAGCAGGAGGACACACAAGAAGAGGAGCAGGGAGGAGAACCUGUUCCACAAACGGAGGAGGAGAGCAAAGAGUCUGAGGGUGCAGCUCAGCCUGAGUCAGAAUCUGAGCAUCCUACAACAACAGUGACAAACGUAGGGGCUGCAGCUGCUGUAGAGGCUCCCUCUGAGGAGGGGACCACACAGCAGGAAGACUCUGCUCCAGGAGCCCAGCAGGAGGCCAUAGAGGAAGGAGAAACAAGCUGCAAACCUUGCUCCUGCCAGUCUCUCAUCUCAAACUGCAACACUCAAGCUCCCUCACGGCGUAAGACUAGACCCUGCUCCCUGCCGGUGUCUGAGCUGGAGACGGUGAUAGCCUCGGCCUGCGGGGAGCCGGAGACACCACGAUCCCAUUACAUCCGGAUUCAUCACCUUCUACACAGUCUCCCCUCAGCCAGACCUCCUAACCAGGAGGAGGAGGGGGAGGUAACUAACACCACUGUGGACUCGAACGCUACGUCCCCAACUCUGAAAAGCUCCAAAGAGGAGGAUGGGCUGGAGGAGGAGGAAGAAGAGGAUACAACACAGUCUCCAUCUCAGGUCCGAGAGUGCCCAGGCCCAUGCUGCCGGCGUUCUCUGCCCCGCAGCCUUUCAAUUGAGCGCCUGUCAGAGUUGAACCAGCUCCUGGAAGGUGAAGGAGGACAGGGGGAACAGGCAGUAGUGAGAAGGAUCUCUCCAUCCUGCCUACAUAGUGAAGAGGGGGAUUCCAAUCUUGGAGGAGGGCGCAGGUUAUGCGGCACCACUCACAGACCUCCGGGUGAAAACGAGUGUGAGUUCUGCGACACAUCCUGCUACAGCACCUCCUGCUACAGCACCUCCUGUUACAGUACGUCCUGCUAUAGCAACUCAGGCUAUGAAGGGAGGGGCCGCUUUUGUAGCCACAACCGCCUGUCUUCAGUGGAUAGCAACCGGCUUUCCGGCAGCACCGUCUUCUCUUCCCAGGAUGAAGAGGAAGAUGAGGAGAGCGCCUUUGAGUCUGUCCCCGACCCCGUCGAGCCUGAGGGCCAGGAUUCAGGUGGGGUAGGGGGAGAGAGGAGGAUGGGCAGAAAGGAGGCCAGAAGAGGGGAGCAGGGAGAGCCAGCGGUGGCCGGGCCCAGUGACAAAAACUGCAUCGGCUCAGACCUCUCCCCUCCUGUUGGUCAUCUUCCAGUACUGCGACCCAGCCAUGACCCAAACCAUUUUCCUGCUGCCACUGACCAAGCCUUACCUCCAAACUGGGAAGCUCGUGUUGAUAGCCAUGGCAGAGUGUUCUACGUGGAUCAUGUCAACAGGACCACAACUUGGCAGAGACCAGGCCAUGGUGGCAAGUGCAGCCACGGCAUCCCUCGCUCGGGUUCUACCCAGCAGAUGGAGCAGCUCAACCGGAGGUACCAGAACAUUGAGAGGACCAUGGCCACAGAGGAGGAUGGUGGGAGUCGGAGUUCAGACGGUGAAUCUGAGCCUGCUCAGACAGGCCCCUCCUCCCCGAUCAAUCACCAGAAUAUCACAUAUCUCCUUCAAUCGCCAGCUGUCAAGUUCACCACACACCCCGAAUUUUUCACUGUGUUACACAGCAACUAUGCAGCUUAUCGCAUGUUCACCAGCAGCAGCUGUGUGAAGCACAUGAUCCUGAAGGUGCGCCGUGAUGCCAGAAACUUUGAGCGCUAUCAGCAUAACAGGGACCUGGUGGUCUUCCUUAACAAGUUCGCAGACACACAGCUGGAGCUGCCAAGAGGCUGGGAAAUCAAGACAGACCCUCAAGGAAAGUCAUUCUUUGUGGAUCACAACAGCCGAGCCACAACCUUUAUCGACCCUCGGAUCCCAUUGCAGGACGGCCGACUGCCAGGCCACCUUGCUCACAGACAGCACCUGCAGAGACUCCGAAGCUACAGCGCUGGAGAGGCCUCUGAAGUGUCCAGGAGUCGUGGGGCUUCUCUGAUGGCCCGGCCCGGUAACAGCCUGAUAGCAGCCAUACGCAGCCACCAUCAAACUGACCCACAGCAGCUGACUCCUCUCUCUUACAAUGACAAGAUAGUGGCGUUCCUGCGACAGCCAAACAUAUUCGACAUGUUGCAGGAGCGACAGCCCAGUCUAAGCAGAAACCACACACUAAGAGAAAAGAUCCACUACAUCCGGACAGAAGGUACUCAGGGUGUGGAUAAGCUGUCAUGUGACGCAGACCUUGUUAUCCUGUUAAGUUUAUUUGAAGAGGAAAUCAUGUCGUACAUUCCCCCUCACCCCAUCCACUCCGGCUUCAGCUUUUCCCCACGCUGUUCACCCGCCUCCUCCCCACAGAACUCUCCGGGCCUGCAAAGAGCCAGGGCCCCAGCUCCUUACCGCAGAGACUUUGAAGCCAAACUGCGAAACUUCUACCGGAAGCUAGAGGCUAAAGGCUAUGGUCAGGGUCCGGGCAAGAUCAAGUUGCUGAUCCGGAGAGAACACCUGCUGGAGGGGACCUUUAACCAAGUGAUGGCGUAUUCUCGCAAAGAGCUGCAGAGGAACAAACUAUAUGUCACCUUCUUAGGGGAGGAGGGAUUAGAUUACAGUGGUCCGUCCAGGGAAUUUUUCUUCCUGCUGUCCCAGGAGCUCUUUAAUCCGUACUACGGCCUGUUCGAAUACUCAGCAAAUGACACGUACACCGUUCAGAUCAGCCCCAUGUCAGCUUUUGUUGAGAACCAUCUGGAAUGGUUCCGUUUCAGUGGCCGUAUUCUGGGCCUGGCUCUGAUCCAUCAGUACCUUCUGGAUGCUUUCUUCACCAGACCCUUCUACAAGGCUCUGCUCAGACUGCCCACAGACCUGUCUGAUCUGGAGUACCUGGAUGAGGAGUUCCACCAGUCUCUCCAGUGGAUGAAAGACAACGACAUCACUGACAUCUUGGACCUCACCUUUACUGUGAAUGAGGAAGUUUUUGGCCAGGUGACAGAGCGGGAACUGAAGUCAGGUGGCUCCCACCUUCAGGUGACGGAGAAGAACAAGAAGGAUUACAUUGAGCGAAUGGCAAAGUGGAGGGUGGAGAGGGGAGUGGUGCAGCAAACAGAAGCACUGGUUAGAGGCUUCUAUGAGGUGGUGGACUCUAGGCUCGUGUCAGUGUUUGAUGCACGGGAGCUGGAGCUGGUCAUCGCUGGGACAGUGGAGAUCGAUCUCAGUGACUGGAGGAGCAACACAGAGUACAGAGGAGGUUACCAUGACAGCCACAUAGUGAUGAGAUGGUUCUGGGCAGCUGUGGAGAGGUUCACCAAUGAGCAACGCCUCCGCCUGUUGCAGUUCGUCACAGGGACGUCCAGCGUGCCAUACGAAGGCUUUGCAACCUUGAGGGGAUCCAACGGCCUCCGGCGCUUCUGCAUUGAGAAGUGGGGCAAGGUCACAUCACUACCCAGGGGGAAGUUUGCUGUGGUUAGAAAGUGUAUGGAGAAAUCCACGGGCCACGAAUAUGCUGCGAAGUUUAUGAGAAAGAGACGGAAAGGACAAGACUGCCGGGUGGAAAUCAUUCAUGAGAUUGCAGUGCUCGAGCUGGCUACAGCCAGUCCCUGUGUGGUCAACCUCCACCAGGUCUACGAGAUGGCUUCAGAGAUGGUGCUUGUUCUGGAGUUUGCUGCUGGAGGAGAGAUCUUCAACCAGUGUGUGUCAGAUCGAGAUGACGAGGCCUUCAUGGAGGAGGAUGUGAAGAGGCUUAUGAGACAAAUCUUAGAGGGGGUCUCCUUCUUCCAUCAGAACAACAUUGUCCACCUUGACCUGAAACCUCAGAACAUCCUGCUGACCAGCAAUUCUCCCGUGGGCGAUAUAAAGAUUGUGGACUUUGGGCUUUCCAGGAGGGUCAGCACCCACCAUGAACUUAGGGAGAUCAUGGGAACCCCAGAGUAUGUUGCUCCUGAGAUUCUCAACUAUGAGCCUAUAAGCACUGCAACAGAUAUGUGGAGUAUUGGAGUUCUUGCCUACGUGAUGCUAACAGGGAUCUCUCCAUUCCUGGGCAACAACAAACAGGAGACGUUUCUUAACAUCUCUCAGCUGAAUGUAAGCUAUGGUGUGGAGGAGCUGCAGCAGUUGGACCAGGCCUCCCUGUCCUUCAUCCAAAUGCUGCUCCGCAAACAGCCACAAGAGCGGGCCACAGCGGAGCAGUGCCUUAAACACCCCUGGCUUCAAUGGACAGGGCCCCAGGGACUCCUAAUGGAGGAGGAAACGCUCCCAGUGCAGGACCCAGAGACAUCCAGCACCACCAGCAGUUCCACCUGUAGUCUGGCGCCUGCCAGUAGCACAAGCACAACUGAGGAAGAGGAGGAAGGAGAAGGGUCAGUGACAGAGGAGCUGAUCGUCAUGGCUGCCUACACCCUGGGUCAGUGCCAGUCAUCCAGCUCCACCUCUGAGGAAGCAGCGCUGGCUGCAGAGCAGAAGGCCAUCUCCAAACGCUUCAAGUUUGAGGAGCCCUUUAGCACCCUGCAGGAGGUCCCUGGAGAGUUCAUCUACUGACCCCCAGUCAGCACACCAUGUCAUUUCAGUAUCUUAAAAAAAACCUUCUUAUUUUACAAAUAUGUAUUUAACAUAUAAUCAGAUCCAUUUCCUCUUAUUUAAGCUGUUUGAUUUAAAGUGAUUUUUUUUAUGUUCCUUUCCUGAUGUUUUUUCUUCCCAUAAUGCAUGAAGGCUCAACUCGCCCCUGAAGGUGCAGGCUCACUGCACCUUCACUCUAAUGAUCUCAGAGCAUCUAGACAUGAAUGAAUCGCUGUGGUUGUGCAGCUCUGUCCUAGUUCUCUAUAAACAUGAAGCUGUAUGAGUCCCAGCUGUUAGCCUGUAGCUAACUCACCUAGCCACAGCUUUCACUACGAAGCUACCAACACACUGAUGUGUCCCAGAAAGGGCCAGCAGCAUUGUGUUUGUGUAGCAGAGAGCCAGCUUUAUGUCUUCAUUAUGAUCCCUCUGCAGAGUGGGAAGCCAGACCCAGUGCAGCUUCUACAGGAACUCAGGCAGCUAUCAGUAUUGUCUGCGCUUGUCUCUGUCCAUUUCUAUAAACGCUGUGAAAGCCAACAGGCGCCUAUUUGGUGCAUGGUUUUAUUUUUGCUGUUUGAAUUAGACACAAGACAAGACUCUUAAUUAAGUUAGAUGAAGUACAUUUCUGCUGAGCUGUUUGAGCUGAACCUUUGUGGUGCUUUCUUAUUGCAUUUACUUUUUACCUAGCAGUGGACCCUCAGCCAGUUAGUAUAUUCUAGAGUCUGUCUCUACAGAAACUCAGCAAGUUACAUGUUAAUGAAGGACUUUUUACGCCAAGCUUUCUGGAUUUCCCUGCGGCUGCCUGUGCUGCCUUUUCUCCUGAGACCAACCAUGUGUUAUUGGUAAUUUAUCCUGGAUUUGGUGCCAUGCUCAGAAACAUUUGUCAUUUUAGUUCUUGCUGUUUUUUCAGCUCUGUCUAUAGUGUCUGGAGUAUAUAAGAAAUGUCUGUUUUUCUCUCUGUUUACUAAAAUCUGUUACUAUGGGAACAUAUUUGUACCUGAAAUGUCUUGUGUUAUAAAUAAAUAAUUUUAAAUUGUCAA
Messenger RNA from Girardinichthys multiradiatus, 7021 nucleotides. RefSeq names its product E3 ubiquitin-protein ligase HECW1. The record is from RefSeq and is a predicted model, not a curated record. Lineage: Eukaryota; Metazoa; Chordata; Actinopteri; Cyprinodontiformes; Goodeidae. Gene Ontology annotation, biological process: protein phosphorylation; regulation of dendrite morphogenesis. The coding region runs from base 120 to 5966 and encodes 1948 amino acids. Gene Ontology annotation, molecular function: ATP binding; ubiquitin-protein transferase activity; protein binding. The transcript has 34 exons.